Messenger RNA from Xylona heveae TC161, 2926 nucleotides. RefSeq lists its product as hypothetical. NCBI's taxonomy places the organism in Eukaryota, Fungi, Ascomycota, Xylonomycetes, Xylonales, Xylonaceae. Bases 180 to 2552 code for a protein of 790 amino acids. Gene Ontology annotation, molecular function: RNA polymerase II cis-regulatory region sequence-specific DNA binding; DNA-binding transcription factor activity, RNA polymerase II-specific. The record is from RefSeq and is a predicted model, not a curated record. Gene Ontology annotation, cellular component: nucleus. The transcript has 3 exons. Gene Ontology annotation, biological process: regulation of transcription by RNA polymerase II.
UAUUUGAGCCCCGAGAAACUUUAUUGUUUUACCGCAUCUCUGCACAUUUAGCCGGCUAGAGAGGAUAUAAACUUUCUCUUCUUGCCCGGCCGAACGGCUUGCGCUGCGUGAGGAAGAUCUUAUUCAAGUCUUUCCAUCUUCAGCCAAAUAUAAUCAUCCGAACUCGAUUCUCGUCCCUCAUGCUGUCCAAUCCAGCUACCAACCUUCACCUUCGCCAACGCCAGCAUCGACGGCAGAACUCAACACCAACGGCAUUUGAGACCCCGAAGGUACCUCUCCUUCCUGCGACACAACUUCAACGACAUGGUUCCCAUCGACGAGGAAUGAGCCUUGAUCAACGGGCCAAUCUGUUUCAGCCUCGACGAUUCUCGACGCAGGAUGACGUUACGGUAAGUAUUACUAACCCAGGAUUCAAUCGACACCCACAGCAUAUUGUUCGAGAAGCGCAGCCACAGCGACUGCUUCGACCGGGACAUCAGCAGCGGCCAUCUUUCAUGAGAAGACCGCCACUUGCUGUUCCCAGUCAAGAUUUUCUCCACCCGAAUUCCAUUCCUGCAGGCCAGGACACCAACGCUCUUUAUGCUAGAGCGGCACCCUCGCUCGUUAAUGGUGCCGAAUUUAAUCAGAAUCAGGUGCCGCGCACCUCACAGUCCACUCUUUCAUUCCCGUCACUGAACGACGGACCGGCCGCUGGAUACCUUGAAGGUUUCGGUCUUGGUCUCGAGGGAAGUGACAUUUUCAGAAACCUUGAAGCGACUACAGUCAGUCCGGCACUUGACAGUCUCAGAGCUCUUCAAGGAAGCAGUAAUCAGAAUGCAAGCAAUCGGUCCCUUCAGCCAGCUUGGCAGAUGGAACCUAGAAGACCCAUUACACCCCCGAAUCAAAAUAGCACCAGCUAUUUCCCUAUGACUCCGGCUGCCACGCCGUUCUCGCGGGAACAACAGACCGAGCCUCAGCGCGAAUCGCAACUACCUCGCCUUGAACUCCCUGACGAUCCUGAUGAGACAAUCAAAGCAUCACGCAUGUCGCGUCGUCCUAUGUCUUGUAUGGACUUGUUCGGGGCAAGGACAGAUGCGGAAAGCAAUGAGGCGCCGCCAUCACCUCCUCGCACGGCACCAUUAUUACCAUCAAGUACAUUUGAUAUGGCGCCAAUGCCAAACCCCAACUUUAUGCCUGCAAAUCAGAUUAGUCUUGACUGUCCGGAGAGCGACCAAGAGUAUGACUCGUCAUAUUACUCGCCUCUGUCGUCGGUCGUUUCGCCGGCCCUUUCAUCCAUGACAUCUUCUCCUCAGCCGCCAAAUCAGAGAGACUUCCGCGACGGGUUGCCUUCGGCACGAGCUUUGUCAACGACAGUUGGAAUGGGCCAACUACCGCAUUCGCAGAGUCUCGAUGACAUCGCCUCAAUGAUGUCAGAUGGCAUCUUUGAGCCUCUAUCCCCUCGUUCGAAGUCAAUUGCAGACCUAGGUCUAGAAGCCACCAUUGAAGAUACCGGAAUUACUGUCGAAGAUAUUGCAUCCUUCAUCGCUGGCCCUGACAAGUCCGAUGGGAAGUGGGUAUGUCUCUAUCCCGAUUGCAAUAAGAGAUUCGGUAGAAAAGAGAAUAUCAAGUCCCAUGUCCAAACCCACUUGGGCGACCGUCAAUACCGGUGCAUCCAUUGCAAGAAAUGCUUCGUGCGCCAACACGACCUUAAACGCCACGCCAAAAUCCACAGUGGUGUCAAGCCGUAUCCAUGUCUCUGUGGUAACAGCUUCGCUCGCCAUGAUGCCUUGACUCGUCACCGCCAAAGAGGCAUGUGCAUUGGCGCUUUUGAGGGAGUGGUUAAGAAGACCGUGAAACGCGGAAGACCGAGGAAGAGCAGGCCUCAGUCCGACGAACGUCAAGACAAGGCGGCACGCACUAAGAGAAAGGUUUAUGCAAAAUCUUAUGCUUCAUCCGUUUCGAGCGUUUCAGAGAGUCCUUGCCCGUCUUCGCCGCUCAUACGGGACUCAACACCAUUUGAAGAUGUCGCGUCGUUUCAAAGAUCUUCGCUUGACUUCUCGUCCGAUAUUUUGUCAUCUACGCCCCCAACCUCUCCAGGAUAUCUGGCAGAUUGUGUCUCAUCCCGUCAACUGCAACAAAUAAUGAGCCCGGCGCCUUUAUCUUUGAGUUUAUUGGACCAGAAAGAUGGAAGAGCCGGUGGGAUGCGGGCCGCACCAAUCCCUGUCCCUUCAAGGUCUAGCAGCCGAUACGGACCGACGCCUGACUUAUGUUUGUCUGCAUCCUCCCCUCCGGGGUCCGGGCUCUUUGAUCUAUCGUCUAUGUCGGAGACCGCGGGAAGCUUGAGUCAAGCUAGCACUAGUUGCUUUGGUGACAGCGAGACAGACCACGAGCUCCCCGAUAUUUGUGACAAUAUCGACGACAUGUUCCUCGGCUCUUUUGACGGCCAAAGUAGUAUCGCCAGCCUGAGUAGUGAAACUGAUAUGCUGCAAGAAAAAUUCGAGGACGUCUUCCCGACGGAGAAUCUGUUCCCCAGCAGCUUUGUCAGCAGCGGUGAUAUUUUCGAUUCUGCUUGACUUGGAGGAGACUAUAGAAUGAGGAAUGAACGGACGACAAGCACCACGAUUGUACGAUGCACAUGACGUUUGGGGUUAUGUUUUGUUCUGACUCGGCGCUUUGUCAUAGAGCACGAGUCGGAAAUCUGUUGGGAUCAUGGAGAAUUGGAAUGGUUUAUUUGGCUGCAAACUUGGGAGAUAUCAACCAUUGUUUUGUUUUGUUUUGUUUUAUUCUGCAAUUUUAAGCGCCAUCCUUGGAUGCGCAGAAGUGUUUAAUCAGUAUUUGUAUCCUCGCAAAUGGUCGCUCACUACUCUGUCCUUAGUAGCCCAGGAUAUUUUCCUAGCUGCAACAACCAUUUUAGUUUUAAUUAGAAUAAAUCAGAGGAAGUUCGAAA